CGCAAAACGACAUUGUUACAACGCUAAAUGAGGCCGGGGAAGAAGAAGCGGUACUGAUCACUUCCGGUAAAAAUAGAAACACAUGGGAUCAAACGGCUGAAGUCAUGACGAGGUGGGCCAGGGCCAAUAACAUCCACAAAAACAAACCAGCAGAAGCCACUCCGUGGGGUCAGCUAAGAGGAGGAAGAGGAGGAGGUCACAGUUCCUGUGCUGCACAAGGCUCCCAGACGAACCCUCUGAGGAGGACUCAGGCUGGCAGUUCUGCUGUGAAGAAGCCCAAUCGAAAGAAGAAAGAGUACACCAACGAGGAUGUCAACGGCUUUCUGGAGUUUCUGCAGCAGAACGGACAAACAGGGGAUGAAGGAGGUAGGCGUGGAGAGCAGCAGCUCAGAGAGGAGGUGGAGGUGGCUCUGAAGAAAGACAAGAGGAGAGAGGACAGGAGGGUGAAGAGACAGAAGGAUAAGACGAAUAAAAUGUUAUGCUUUAACUGUAGGAAGCCCGGUCACGGAUUGGCCAACUGUCCUGAAGCCGACCGGGACCACGAGAUGGGCCGAGGUAUCUGUUACCGCUGUGGCUCUACGGAGCAUGAAAUCCAGAAGUGUAAAGCCAAAGUGGACCCAGCUAUGGGUGAGUUCCCAUAUGCCAAGUGUUUCAUCUGCAGUCAAACUGGACACCUGUCCCGAUCUUGUCCUGACAAUCCCAAAGGACUCUAUGCACAAGGAGGAUGCUGUCGUGUUUGUGGCUCCGUGGAACAUUUUCAGAAGGACUGUCCAGAGCAUCAGGCUGCCACUAACUCUGUGACGUUGGGCUGGAUGUCUAACAAUCUGAGUGCAGACCUGGAGGACGUCCACGUUCCAGUGAAGAAGGCCAAACCAAAGCAGGCUAAAGUGGUGACGUUCUGAUGGGAUCCUAAAGCUGAAGUGCUUGUGUUCACUAAACCUGGACUCUACCAGAGAAACCACUUCAGAGGAGCUGGAGUUUUUUUUAAUAAACUGUUUCUAACAACUGUAGCUUAGCUGCUGUUUGGACCAGCUGAGUAAGAUAACGAUGCAAGUGGAUUUUGGAUAAAUCAGCAUAAAAAACUAAGUUUCUCUGUGGCUGAGCGAUGUAUCGCUCAGAAUGGAUAAAACAAUAAAAAAUAAAUCCAGGAAGACGAA
Nothobranchius furzeri (turquoise killifish) is the source of this 1157-nucleotide messenger RNA. RefSeq names its product zinc finger, CCHC domain containing 9 (gene zcchc9). The record is from RefSeq and is a predicted model, not a curated record. Gene Ontology annotation, cellular component: nucleolus. Lineage: Eukaryota; Metazoa; Chordata; Actinopteri; Cyprinodontiformes; Nothobranchiidae. Gene Ontology annotation, molecular function: nucleic acid binding; zinc ion binding.